UGAUUUUUCGUUUGACAACUGGCUGGCUUGAAAUAAAAAACAUCGAACAUAGUUUAUUGUUCAGUCCUUAGAAUUGUUUUAUUUAUUGCUGACUUAUCUAAUUCUUUGGUAAUUAAAGUAAAAUGAGUGAAUUAAGACACCGGAGGGGUGACGGUGAUGGGAACGAAAAAGUAGAAACUGCUGGAGAAUCCGAUCAUGUGGAUUCUGAGGAGGAAAAGGUAUUAGAAGAAAAGUAUGUGGAUGAAUUAGCAAAAUCGCUGCCUCAAGGAACGGACAAGACUCCGGAGAUUCUGGAUUCGGCGCUUUCUGGACUUUCAUCGCGAUGGAGGAACUGGGUCAUCAGAGGCAUAUUCACCUGGUUGAUGAUUGGAGGUUUCUGCCUUCUCAUAUAUGGUGGGCCAUUGGCUCUAAUGAUAACGGUACUCUGUGUUCAAGUGAAGUGUUUUGAGGAGAUCAUCAACAUUGGGUAUGCUGUAUACCGAGUCCAUGGCUUGCCGUGGUUCCGCUCCCUCUCCUGGUACUUCCUGUUGACUUCCAACUAUUUCUUCUACGGCGAGAACCUGAUUGAUUACUUCGGGGUUGUCAUCAACAGAACGGACUACCUCCGUUUCCUGGUGACGUACCACCGCUUCAUAUCCUUCAGCCUGUACUGCGUCGGCUUCGUCUGGUUCGUCCUCUCCCUGGUCAAGAGGUACUACAUGAGACAGUUCAGCCUUUUCGCUUGGACCCACGUGGCGCUGCUCAUCGUUGUCACACAGAGCUACCUCAUCAUACAGAACAUUUUCGAAGGUCUCAUCUGGUUCAUAGUACCCGUUUCCAUGAUAAUCUGUAAUGACGUCAUGGCUUACGUGUUCGGCUUCUUCUUCGGCAAGACACCUCUCAUAAAACUCAGCCCCAAGAAGACCUGGGAGGGUUUCAUCGGAGGCGGUUUCUCUACCGUUGUAUUUGGCUUGGUGCUAUCCUACCUCAUGUCUCAGUACCCAUACCUGGUCUGUCCCAUCGAGUACUCGGAGUCCCUGGGCAUGACCAUGGACUGUGAACCCUCGGGGCUGUUCCGUCUCCAGGAGUACACCACGCCGGCCUUCAUGCUGCCGCUUGUGAGGGCCUUUGGUCGUGAGAAGAUCAACUUGUAUCCUUUCAUGAUCCACUCUCUCGCUCUGAGCAUCUUCAGCUCUGUGAUCGGACCUUUCGGUGGCUUUUUUGCUUCUGGCUUCAAGAGAGCUUUCAAGAUAAAGGAUUUCGGUGACGUCAUCCCCGGCCACGGCGGCAUCAUGGAUCGUUUCGACUGCCAGUUCCUGAUGGCGACCUUCGUGAACGUCUACAUUACCAGCUUUAUUAGAACCGCCACACCGCAGAAACUACUGCAACAGGUGUACAAUCUGAAGCCAGAGCAACAGUUGCAGUUGUUCUACGCUCUGAAGGAGUCGCUCGAGAACAGGAACAUCCUCAACCUGAUACCUUAAAGGUGUCAGACAUGUGUAGUGCGGGGUCACACUUGAUGAUAAAUAUAAAACAAAAAAAAUAUAUAUGACAUCACUAUAUCAUAACGUGUAUUGUGUUGGUAUUGUAUAUAAAUUCUGACACACAUAUAUAUAUGUAUAUAUAUAUAUAUACAAUACAUUAUGCAAGUAUUUGAAAGCCCACCGAACAACAGUUGAUGUGAUCACUGGUGUGACACCGCACUAAUACUUUACAUAUCCCAAAUUUUGUUUGAAAAUACAUUACAUUCUAGUCCUCAGUAACUAUGUACUCAAACGUAAAUACAGUUGUAAUUCAAACGUCUCUGUGUGUUCGCUACACGACGAUUAAGUUGUGACCUGACCAAGGUACCAGAUGAUUGAACAGAUUGAUAGAUAUUUAUCUACCAUAUAUAUAAAUAUAUAUAUAUUCUGUAUUCUGUACAAGAUAAAUGUAUUAGAAUUAUAUAUGUAUAUAUGGUCUAAAACACAACUCGAAUUUUUUAUUUUUCAUAGCAUAUGUAUUUUAUAUAAAAUUUUAUAUAGUGUUAUUAUUAUGGCGAAUGUAACUAUUAUUUAACAAGGUUUUCAGUCUCCUUACUCUGAGUUUAUGUUGUCACUAUGCGAAACGUUUAACUUUUCAUAUAAUGUAGCCUAGAAAUACUAUAAUGUGCGAAGAUUUAUGAUCUUUACUGUUAACGCUCCGUUUUUAGUCACGAUCCGAACUCAGACUAAGGAUACUGAUAUGAGGAAGGUAUGUUUUGAGAUCACUUCUAUAUAUGUUACUAAAUUAUAACCUAACAUAUGUUUAUAUUUUUUUCAAUGAGUUUUGUAUGUCUAUAAAAAUUAUCCUUUCUCGUUGGAUCAAACAGGGAAUAUAUGCAUUUCUUUCUAUAAUUUAGACUGAAAAAUUGACUGCUCUAUCACGUGCUAAAUAUAUUGUAAACGGUAUUCCAUUAAUUUCGGACAUUAAUUUCAUAUAUUUUUGUAUGUAUUUUACCUGAAAUCCACUUGCGAUACCUUCGCUUGGACGUCGGACGGAACCCUGAGUUAGUCGAUUAUGUAUACGGGUUUUUAUUAAGUAUUUAAUUAUCGUACAUGUGAAUGUUUCCUUAAUACAAUACUCUGUGGAGGUUUUAAUAUAAAAAAAAGAAUAUACCGGCAUUAUGGGAAAAUUAAAAAAAAUAUUUAUAUAUAAAUUGUCGCAAACAUUAUUUACUGUAUCGGGCUUUGUUAGGUUUAAUUCACAGUAUGCGUAUAGUUUAGUAUGAAAUCACUACGUUUGUAGAGUUGUUAAGUUUUUUUUUGUGUGAUUUAUUUGUGAUUUUAAGUUACGUUGCGAUAUUUGUGUUGCUUUGCGUUUUUUGUUGUUUAAAAUUGUUAUUUAUAUUGAACUUAGCCUUUCUUAUAUAAAUUUCACUUCUGUAGUUGAAGUGAUUCAAAAUGACUAGCUUAAUAAAUGUAUCGUCUCAGUAAAGUAUAAUUUAAAUUAUUGUGCGGACCAAAAAAAGAUGGUCGUUUUUUCCAUAUAAUAACUGUUAUGCGAAUUAAUUUAAAUUUAUUUGCCAUAGGACAAAGCUGUACAGUUUGUUUAUGCUAAAUAUUUAUUAUAUGUUAAAACAAGAAGCGGUAGUCGAUAUUAAUUCAAUAUGUCCUAUACAUCAUAAAGAAAUUUCCACGUAUUCAAAUAAUCCCAUCACUCUGAUGUUAGUAUUAAAAUUUUGAUGUUCGUAAUUAGAAUAGUAAGUGUAUAGAAUUUUAUUGUCAGCUAUUCAUUGACUUGACCUGGCAACAUCGAGUGUUGUCAUGCCGUGGAGGUUUCAUUACAUGUCUCAGGAGAAAUGUAUCUAUAUUUGGUGUUGGCAACAUUAAACUAGGUGGAUGUUAGCUAAUAGAUUUUUUUUGUCUAUGCUUCUAUAUAUCUUUUUUGAAUGGUCAUAAUAAAAAAAAAAUCAUCAUGAAAUAGAAAUAAGAUCUGAUGAAAUCGAUAUUUUAAUCUGUUUUUAUUUUUGUUCAAGAAAUGUAACCAUUAAACUAUAUGUGUAUGUAGUUACGCUAUGUGACGACGGUGUUUUCCUCAUCUUUAUUUAUCUUAUUGAUUGAUUGCAUUCAGACGAAUCCUCGUUAUUAUUAAGAGUUGGAUUUCUACACAGAUAUAUGUCGAUUUCCUACACGAGUACUUUAUUAUAGAUAUGUGUCUAAAUAUAAAUUUAUUUAUUAGUGAAUCCUAUUGAGCUAAUUAAAUUAAUGAUUCUUGUC
Molecule: messenger RNA, 3716 nt
Organism: Danaus plexippus (monarch butterfly)
Lineage: Eukaryota; Metazoa; Arthropoda; Insecta; Lepidoptera; Nymphalidae
Gene: Cds
Product: phosphatidate cytidylyltransferase, photoreceptor-specific
Exons: 10
Coding region: 123-1463 (446 amino acids)
Cellular component (GO): endoplasmic reticulum membrane
Molecular function (GO): phosphatidate cytidylyltransferase activity
Source: RefSeq, a predicted model, not a curated record